CACGCUUACACUAUUGCAACAAAUCGUUUCUGUAGCUUCGUUUCUCGAUUUGAUCGCGGAUUUCACGGAAUCUGAUCAGUGAGUAGUUACAGUAGUUUAAGAAACGUUUAAAAUGGAGGAAGGUCCCAUUCGUCUUGGUAGAGAGUUCUUUGAGAAAAGUUGUGAAGAGCUUAGCAGAGCUCUGAUUGGCCAGAUUUUGGUGCGUUUGUCUGAUGGGAAACGAUUGGCUGGCCGAAUAGUUGAGACAGAAGCCUACCUGGGACUUGUGGACAAGGCAGCUCACUCGUACAAAGGCAAAACUGCGCGGUGUGCAGCCAUGUUUAUGGAACCUGGGACAGCCUACGUUUAUAACAUAUAUGGAACAUACUGCUGCAUGAACAUUUCCAGUCAAGGUGAUGGUUGUGCUGUUCUUCUCCGAGCCCUCGAGCCUCUGGAAGGUAUAAACGAUAUGUCUGUAUUCCGCUGGGCAAACCCAAAGCCUUGUUUCAAGGUGGUAGACCUGUGUAACGGUCCCUCCAAGCUGUGUCAGUCACUCUCCCUCAGCAAGGCGAACUUUGACCAGCACGAUCUGGUGAAUGAUGAAAGCUUGUGGCUGGAGAAAGGUGGAGUGGUUCCUGAUUCCAUGGUGGUGCAGACAAAGAGAGUGAACAUCGACACGGCUGAGGAGUGGUCAAGUAAACCUCUGAGGUUUUACCUGCUCGGUAGUGAGUUUGUCAGUGUCAAGGACAGACAAGCGGAGAGACAGAUGGCGGGAGCAGAUGAAUUUGCAUCUGGAGAUGCAGAAGAUGUGCCUCUGUCUCUUCUGAGAUACGGCUUUGACAAACAGGACACAAACAAAACACCAGAAAAAUACAAAAGUGGUGUUUCGCAAUUGAAGAAGACCCCAAAUUCGGAUGUGAAAUCAAACACUAAGAGAUUGUUAGAGACUUCAGACACUUCAACAAAACGUAAGCAGCAAUGUCCUGAUGAUACACCACCCAGUAGUAAAAAGAGAACCAGAAGUGAGACAGCUGUGUCGAGUCCUUCAAAACCCAUCACUACAGGUACUUCAAGUCCUUCAAGGACCAGCACAACAGAUACCUCAAGUCCUUCAAAAUCUAACACUGUAGUGCAACCAAGUCCUUCAAAAGACAGCAGUACAUUAGUGUCGAAAGAUGAAAACUCGGGAGUGACAUCGCCUAGAAAAGGUCGCGGCCGACCAAAGAAAAAUGUGGUAGCAAUGAAAGAAAACCAGGAAGUAGACAAUUGUGGAAGAAAUCCGACCUCUACUGAUCAACCUGAACAUGUUGAGAACACUGAGACCGACACACCGAUGGAGGACACAGAGGAAAGUGAAAAGAAACCAGCUGAAGAAACCAAAAAAAUUAAGGUGGUCACCCCAGUGCCCACACGCAUGAAGCGAACGAUUCGGUUUGUCGACGUGCCUAAAGGGACCUCGCUUCCUCACAUGUUCUUUGUGUGUUCUAGUGUCGACCUCGCCAAGGCCUUGCUCGGACAGCGGCUCGUUCGCAUCCAGGAUGGACGCAGGAUCUCGGGCAAGAUUGUGGAAACGGAGGCUUAUUUAGGGGUGAAGGACAAGGGUUCCAUCGCCUUCGGGGGCAAAUUUACCAAAAAUGCUGACAUGUUUAUGCCUCCAGGCACCAUCUUUAUUUCCUCUGUGUAUGGACACUAUUUCUGUCUCAGUAUAUGCAGUGAAGAUGACGGUGGUGUGGUGCUCCUGCGAUCUCUGGAAGCAGACGAGGGUCGCGACCUGAUGAUGUUGAAUCGGUACAGGAAGUCAAUCCGUGAUACGGAGAUCUGUAACGGACCGUCCAAACUGUGUCAGGCGUUAAAGAUCGACAGUGCGACAUUCGCGAACCAGAACAUCGCCUCAUCAGAGAACCUCUUCCUGGAGCGUGAAGACAAUGUGUCGACCAACAACAUCGUGUGCACGAAGCGAAUCAUAACGGAGGGAGACCCUGAGGACUGGGCCGAGAUGAAGCUCCGCUUCUACGUGUUCGGCAGCGACUGUGUCAGCUCCAGGGACCCAGUCGCCGAGGCUCCUCUCAAGAGUUCACAGUACGACCUGGAUCAGUAGGACUUCAACGACGUUGGAACAAUCCUAGCAACACGAUGGGGUGGUACCACACUCAGACUUGUGGAGAGUGGGGAACAAAAUCAAGUGAUUAUGUCUGCACCUGUAGACAGUGCUGUCUCCCUCACCAACCCCUGCCCCCACCUCAAACAUAAAAUCCUUGCAAUGCUAAUAAAAGGAGUCAAUGGCUAGUGGGCCAAAGGUGCAUUGACUUGAAGAGGUUGGGGUGGGACUUUCUGGAUCCCCUAAAAACUAAAAAUGUUAUUAUUUGUUGAGACUCACAAAUGGCAUAUCAUGCAUUUUAUGACACAUGCCUUACAUUUUAAUGGCACAUGCCUUACAUUUUAAUGGCACAUGCCUUGUAUUUUAUUUGGAGAUGCGGUAUAAAAAUAUAACAAUAAACUCAACCAGACCAAGAUGGCCAGCUGGGUGGGUUUCUGUUUCACUGAUUAUUUGUACUGAUGAUGUGACCAGAGUAAAUUGUAACGGUAGUUUGAUGAACCAAGGGUUGCUGUUGCUGGAAAUGUAUCACUGCAUUGGUGUGUUUAGCUGAGGACAUAACAAGAAUUAAAAAAAACAAAUAAACAAGUUGAUAGUUGGUACUGUUGUACCGUGAAACCUCUCAAAACAGGAUCCUCUGUAAACCAGAAUCCCUCAAAACUGGACAUUAUUUAUGAUCCCUUUUUAAAUAUCUGUACAUUAGAGAACCUCUCUAAACCAGAUACCUCUUACAACCGGACGUUUUACUUGGUCCUGAGGGUGUCCGGUUUAGAGGGGUUUCACUGUAUCACGUUGUGUACCAAUGUCUAGGUUAUAUCAUUAUAGGACAUCUGCUUUUGAAAUGACAUAUCACAUACUGGAUUGAAGGCAAACACUUAAUUUCUUUCUACCUACUAUCCCACUUAUUUUGGCUUGAUAUUUGUUAAAGUGAUACUAAAAAUGUAAGCACCUUAAAACAAAUCCUAGAAAAAGGCCUGGUGUCAGUGACCUGUCAUUUCGUAAAAGCGAACACAUGUUCGACUCCACUGUUGGAGGAAAUCUCACUAAACUGAACAUAAAACUCUCAAUGUUUUGGGGAUGUUACUUUUAGAAGGGACAUGCUUCAAAUAUACUAUUCAAUGAUGUGAUGUGUGUUGCCAUGCCUAUUUAUCGGAAAAUAUAAAAUCUGACAUUUCAAAACCAAGAAUAUGUGGUGCAAGUUAUUUUCUUAUCUGUUCACAUUAUAAACAUUUGGUUAAUGACAUUGUACCACAAGGCAUAUGUAUGAAGUGAUGUUAAAACAUGUUUUAUCAUUGAUAUUGUUUUUUAAAGAUAUAAAAAGAAUGGUUUGAAACCAUGUUUUAUUAUAAA
Gigantopelta aegis is the source of this 3424-nucleotide messenger RNA. RefSeq lists its product as uncharacterized. Gene Ontology annotation, molecular function: alkylbase DNA N-glycosylase activity; DNA binding. The coding region runs from base 113 to 2077 and encodes 654 amino acids. NCBI's taxonomy places the organism in Eukaryota, Metazoa, Mollusca, Gastropoda, Neomphalida, Peltospiridae. The transcript has 4 exons. The record is from RefSeq and is a predicted model, not a curated record. Gene Ontology annotation, biological process: base-excision repair.